This is a messenger RNA of Heterostelium album PN500, 1287 nucleotides long. Its product is annotated as diaminopimelate epimerase. Gene Ontology annotation, molecular function: diaminopimelate epimerase activity. The transcript is spliced from 3 exons. Bases 1 to 1287 code for a protein of 428 amino acids. NCBI's taxonomy places the organism in Eukaryota, Evosea, Eumycetozoa, Acytosteliales, Acytosteliaceae. The record is from RefSeq and is a predicted model, not a curated record. Gene Ontology annotation, cellular component: cytoplasm; cytosol.
AUGAAAAUGAAUCAAAUCAACAAUGAUCAUAGUAGUAGUAGUAGUUGUAAUGGUAAUCAUGAUUAUACAAAUAUAAUAUAUAGAGUAUCUUUCACCAAGAUGCACGGUGCUGGUAAUGAUUUUGUUUUGUUCAAACGAGAGGAUAUAAAGAGAACCAUUGUUUCAAACAAAGCUAACGGUCACGGUCAUACCAAUGGUAAUAGCAAUGGUAAUAACAAUGGUAAUGGUACUAGCAAUGGCAAUGGGAACUAUUCUUAUGUACCGUCAUUAGAUGAACUCGCCUAUAUAUCUAAAUCGAUUGCAAACAGAAAGCUGGGUGUAGGAUGUGAUCAAGUGAUCAUUGUAUCCGAUUCACCAUCAUCGAAAUCAGAUUACGAAAUGUUGAUAUUCAACAACGACGGUAGUCAAGCUAUGAUGUGUGGCAAUGGUGUAAGGUGCUUCUCAAAAUAUAUAACAGACAAUAGAAUACCAUCUAUCUACAAUGAAGACGGUAGUAUAAAUUCAGAUAGAGUCUAUCACGAUCGACCUUCACAGAGAGUACAUACACUCUCUGGUAUCAUCAUUACAUAUCCACAAAAACAACAACAUCAACAUGAAGGAGUAGAAGAAGUAGAAGAGAAUGGAAAAGAUAAUCAUAACAAUAAUCAUAAUAAUAAUCUAAACAAUAAUACUCAACAACAACAACAAUUAAACAAAAUUUUAUCAUUAACUAAAUUUAUUAAAGUCAAUAUGGGAACACCUUAUAUUUUGAGGACUAACGAAGAGAGAUCACAAUUGUUGGUGGUCGACAAUCGAAGUGUAAUGAACAUCAACACCAAGAGCAUUCAUUUUAUGAAAACAAUUUAUGUUACACCAACAGUGUCAUUGCGCUGUGUAUUAGUAUCAAUGGGUAAUCCUCAUUGUGUUAUCUUCCUGAAGGACAACCAAGGUUCAAUCGCCGACGAGUCGCAGCUAGAAUCAAUGGACAUCUCUUACAUCGGUAGAAAGUUGGAAUCCGAUGGAUUAUUUAUAGAUAGUUGUAAUGUUGAAUUCGUUUCGGUUAUUGCACAGAAUAAAUUAAAAGUUAGAGUUUGGGAAAGAGGUGCCGGUGAGACGCUAGCGUGUGGUACCGGUGCUUGUGCUGUGGCAGUUGCAUCUAUACUAACAGGAAAGUCGGUAAUAUCCGAAUCGAUUUCUGUGGAGAUGCCAGGUGGUGAGUUGAUCAUCGAUUGGAACAAAGAAGAUAACAAAGUUUACAAAACCGGUCCUGCAACAACAGUAUAUAGUUCCGAAGUUAAUAUAAUAUAA